Erinaceus europaeus (western European hedgehog) is the source of this 1461-nucleotide messenger RNA. RefSeq names its product fructose-bisphosphatase 1 (gene FBP1). The record is from RefSeq and is a predicted model, not a curated record. Gene Ontology annotation, cellular component: cytoplasm; cytosol. Bases 128 to 1144 code for a protein of 338 amino acids. Lineage: Eukaryota; Metazoa; Chordata; Mammalia; Eulipotyphla; Erinaceidae. The transcript is spliced from 7 exons. Gene Ontology annotation, biological process: fructose 6-phosphate metabolic process; fructose 1,6-bisphosphate metabolic process; fructose metabolic process. Gene Ontology annotation, molecular function: fructose 1,6-bisphosphate 1-phosphatase activity.
GGGGACACCCUGGCCGGGACCUGAGCGGGCCAGUGAUACCGUGAGCGUCGCAAACUCUCGGUGGCCUGGAUCUGUCCUCCAGCCGCAUCCCGCCUGCACCUGUCCUGUCUUCCAGCCCGGCCUCAGCAUGACGGACCAGGCAGCCUUCGACACCAACAUUGUCACCCUGACCCGCUUCGUCAUGGAAGAGGGCAGGAAGGCCCGAGGCACGGGCGAGAUGACCCAGCUGCUCAAUUCGCUCUGCACCGCGGUCAAAGCCAUCUCCACUGCCGUGCGCAAGGCUGGCAUAGCGAACCUCUAUGGGAUUGCUGGUUCUACCAAUGUGACAGGUGAUCAGGUGAAGAAGCUGGAUGUCCUCUCUAAUGACCUGGUUAUUAACGUGCUGAAAUCAUCCUUUGCCACCUGCGUUCUUGUAUCAGAAGAAAACAAUCAUGCCAUAAUAGUAGAACCUGAGAAGAGGGGUAAAUAUGUAGUCUGCUUUGAUCCCCUUGAUGGUUCUUCCAACAUCGACUGCCUUGUGUCCAUUGGAACCAUCUUUGGAAUUUACAGAAAGAACUCAACUGAUGAGCCUUCUGAGAAGGAUGCCCUGCAGCCAGGUCGGAACUUGGUUGCUGCCGGCUAUGCGCUCUAUGGCAGUGCCACCAUGUUGGUUCUGGCCAUGGCGUGCGGCGUGAACUGCUUCAUGUUGGAUCCGGCCAUUGGAGAGUUCAUUUUGGUAGACAAGGAUGUGAAGAUCAAAAAGAAGGGGAACAUCUAUAGCCUCAAUGAGGGUUAUGCCAAGGACUUUGACCCCGCCAUAGCCGAAUAUAUCCAGAGGAAGAAGUUUCCCCCAGAUAACACAUCACCCUAUGGGGCCAGAUAUGUGGGUUCCAUGGUGGCUGAUGUCCACCGCACCCUGGUCUAUGGAGGCAUCUUUUUGUACCCAGCAAACAAGAAAAGCCCCAAAGGAAAGUUGCGACUACUAUAUGAAUGUAACCCCAUGGCUUAUGUCAUGGAAAAAGCCGGCGGAUUGGCUACUACUGGGAAGGAAGCUGUGCUGGACAUCAUGCCUACGGAUAUCCACCAGAGGGCGCCAAUCAUCUUGGGGUCUCCUGAUGACGUGAAUGAGUUUCUGGAGAUAUUUAAGAAGCACACUGCCAAAUAGAAAACUGACCUUUCUUUCCCACACCUAAAAGAAUUACCUUUCACCUGGAUCUUUUGUGUCAUCCAGCAUUAACCCAUUCUGACUGUGCAUUCUACAUCCCCCUAGACAGAAAAUUAAAUGCACAGAUAUCUUUAUCAUAAAAUGCUGUUUAAUACCAGGUACUACCCAACCAAAAUGGUAUCUUGACAAUGCCAGUGACAGUCAAGAUAUAGUAUGAGUGACUGGAGGAGAAACAAAUGUAUUUUGCCAUUUAAAAUAGAGUAUUUCACUGUUCUAUAUCAAAUGACAGUAUAAUAAAAAUAGUACCUAUCACAUUA